Messenger RNA from Candida tropicalis MYA-3404, 1029 nucleotides. Its product is annotated as allantoicase. The transcript has a single exon. The coding region runs from base 1 to 1029 and encodes 342 amino acids. Gene Ontology annotation, molecular function: allantoicase activity. Gene Ontology annotation, biological process: allantoin catabolic process. Lineage: Eukaryota; Fungi; Ascomycota; Pichiomycetes; Serinales; Debaryomycetaceae. The record is from RefSeq and is a predicted model, not a curated record.
AUGACUCAAGCACUUUCUCUAGAACAAUUUCAAGAACAAAUAAUAUCUAAGUUCACUGAUGUUAUCGGUGAGAAAUUAGGAGGAAAAAUCUUGUCAUAUUCAGAUCAAUGGUUUGCUGAUGCCGAAAACUUGAUUAAACCAAAACCUCCAAUUAGAGACGCAACUAGAUUUACCUAUGCUGGUGCCUGGUAUGAUGGAUGGGAAACAAGAAGACACAAUGAAGCAGAAGCAGAUUGGGUUAUUAUCAAGCUUGGGGUAACUUCUGCAAAAUUGAUUGCUUGUGAAGUUGAUACUGCAUUUUUCAAUGGUAAUCAUGCACCAUUUAUUUCUGUAGAAGCAAUCCAAAAGUUUGACAAUGAUGAUUUACUGGAUGUCAAAGAGAGUGAUUGGGAAACUGUUAUUUCAAAAGUUGAAUGUGGACCCCUGCAGAGACAUUUUUUUACCAGAGGAACCUCCUUAACAUCCAAAAAUUAUACCCAUGCAAGAUUAAGAAUGUAUCCUGAUGGUGGAAUUGCUAGAUUCAGACUUUAUGGAGAAGUGGUUCCAGUUGUUAAGGAAACUUCUGAUAAAGUGGCAAUUGACUUUGCAUCUGUUAAAAACGGUGGUGUUGCUAUUAAAUUUAGUGAUCAACAUUUUGGAACUGCAGAUAAUUUAUUAUUACCUGGUCGUGGCCAUGAUAUGUCUGACGGUUGGGAGACAAAAAGAUCCAGAGAGCCUGGUCACACAGAUUGGGUGGUUAUAAGAUUGGGUGCUCCAGCUCAAUUACAGAAAAUUGUAGUCGAUACUGCCCAUUUCAGAGGCAAUUUCCCGCAGAAAGUGAAUGUAAAAGGAAUUAAAGUGGACAACGAAUCUAAAAUUGAUCCAAUUUCAGACGAUUGGGAGACAAUUGUUGAUGACUCUAGAACAUCGGCUGAUAAAGAACACGAAUUUGAUGUGAAAGAUAAGAAUAAAGUAUAUUCACAUAUAAAAUUAACAAUCAUACCAGAUGGUGGUGUCAAAAGAAUUCGAGCAUUUGGUGUCCGUGGAUGA